This is a messenger RNA of Cherax quadricarinatus, 6421 nucleotides long. RefSeq names its product zinc finger protein 530-like. Gene Ontology annotation, molecular function: DNA-binding transcription factor activity; RNA polymerase II cis-regulatory region sequence-specific DNA binding. Gene Ontology annotation, biological process: regulation of transcription by RNA polymerase II. NCBI's taxonomy places the organism in Eukaryota, Metazoa, Arthropoda, Malacostraca, Decapoda, Parastacidae. The record is from RefSeq and is a predicted model, not a curated record.
GUAUACUGCACACAUCUCACACGCCCUUAAAACAACAACAUAAACAAGCAGAGGUUCUCUCAGAACAACACUUACUACAGUUUCUUCUCUCCACCAGACGUCAGCAUCUCGGCUGAAGAAUUAUGCUUACAUUGUCAGCACUUAGUACAAUGAAAGUGAUGUAACUGACAGAGAUAAAGCAGAAAUAGUGCAAGUAAUGUUGACCACAUUGUCUUAAAUACAUUGUUAAUAUCUGCACUUGUAUCAUGCAGCUCACAUUAUUGUUAUAACAUUUACAUCCACACUCAACAUUUACUGGAUAUAAAGUUCACUUACUGAAAUGCUGUUGUUCUUAUGUUAAUAUAACACUGAACAUUUAUUAUCAACAUCCAUCACACUUCAGUUUAUUACCAUUAUAAAGCUACUUAGCUUAUUAUAUAAAUAUUUUAUUAGUUGAUUCAUAAGAUAUUAAGUCUUAAUAAAGAGUUGAUUUAUUCCCUACUAAUAUUUAACUAUAUUACUUUCAAAAGUCUAUUAUAAAAAAAAGCAGAAGUCAGUAAAAGUCUAUUAUCUUUUUAAUCACUGUGGUGAAUAUCAUAUUACAUUGUCUGUCUUAUGUAAUAAUGUGCCUGAAUAUAAUACACAGAACUAUGUAGGAAUAUUAUUUCCUGACUGUGACUGGAUGGUAAAAUGCACCUGUAUUUCUUUAUUACCAAUAUUAACUGUGACCAGGAUAUAUUACACCAUCUAUAUUACUUUAUUGUUAACAUUGUGGCCAGGAUAUAUUACACCAUCUGUAUUACUUCAGUGUUAACAUUGUGGCCAGGAUAUAUUACACCAUCUAUAUUACUUCAUUGUUAACAUUGUGGCCAGGAUAUAUUACACCAUCUAUAUUACUUUAUUGUUAACAUUGUGGCCAGGAUAUAUUACACCAUCUAUAUUACUUUCUUUACUUCAGAUAUUUAUGCUUCACAAAAUCCCUCCAUUUUAAUUGUAGUCUGAUAUAUGCCUCCAUUAACUUAUUAAUGAUUUUCAAAAUAAUUUUUAUUAAUCAUACAGUCUCAUUGUAUUUCAGUAUUGCCUUUUACUGCCAUUAUCACAAUAUAUGUUUGCCUGUCUCCAUAAAAUUUUCUGCUGUGUGCUGUUGUUCAUGUGUGCACUCAUGUUGAUGCUGUGUGCUGUUGUUCAUGUGUGCACUCAUGUUGAUGCUGUGUGCUGUUGUUCAUGUUGAUGCUGUGUGCUGUUGUUCAUGUUGAUGCUGUGUGCUGUUCAUGUUGAUGCUGUGUGCUGUUGUUCAUGUUGAUGCUGUGUGCUGUUGUUCAUGUUGAUGCUGUGUGCUGUUGUUCAUGUUGAUGCUGUGUGCUGUUGUUCAUGUUGAUGCUGUGUGCUGUUGUUCAUGUUGAUGCUGUGUGCUGUUGUUCAUGUUGAUGCUGUGUGCUGUUAACAAGCAUCUUCUAUGCUCUCAUGCUCUAUGUAAUUUAGGAAAUUAUUUAAAGAUUAAAUUAAUAUAUUUUUAAUAUUUUACUUUUAGCGACAAUAAUAAGGGACUUAUGUUGUCAGUGUGUCUCAGUGACUUUUUUUCACAAAUGUUCUUUAGUUUAAAAUCUCAAAAUACACAUAAUAAAUAAAAGUUCAUUAUGACUCACAAAAUUGUAAUGACACUAUUGUAAACAAAUCAUUCCACAGGCGGGGCUGGAACCCAUGGUUAGAGUUGUGAAUCUCCAGACCAAUAUGUUAGCCACUGGGCCAGCUGGCUACAAUAAGAUUGAUCCAACUAGGUAUAUUUAUGUAAAGUAAAAGGACACAAGUGCAACUAAUGUGACAUUUUAUUGUGGCAACGUUUCGCUCUCCAGGAGCUUUGUCAAGCUGUUACUUUACAUAUUGUCGGUAAUUCUACCAACUUUAUUAGGUAUAUUUAUACACCAUAAAAAGGCUAGCAUAAGUGCCACUGUGACCACAGAUGCAAGUUUUUACAGGCUAAUCUCAUUAAGCAGUAAUACAAUGUCAAUAUUCACCCUUUCACUGUCCCCGUGUGGAUAUAUGUCAUCAAUGCCAGUGUCAAGUAGAUCUGUGUUUUAAGCACAGUGCCAUUAAAUAUGCUGUUGGUGGUAAAUUUUAGCCUAGACGUGAGAAAAUGAAUCUGUAUAGUGUGUGUGCAUAGUAUAAAAAAAAAAAUAGCCUGCCCCAUUCAGUGCAUGAUGGAGAAAAGUAAAACCUUUGGGCUUAAAAUAGCAACAUUGUAGUGAAUUUCUCUGGAUUGUUUUUAUGGUUUUAAUAGUGUCAAUUAUAGAAUGGAAGACUUACUAGUAAAAGAGAGCUGAUUUUGGUUAGUUUCAAACUGGAAAUAAUUUGAAAUGGGGUUCAAAGUGGCAAAAAUAUUUUUUUUUUGGCAAUUUUCCUAAGUAUUGUAUAACCCUCCCUAGCCCCUCAGUGUACUUUAUAGGUUUUCAUUAGGUUUGCUUCAGUUAUUGAGAUGGCCUAAAGUAUGUCCAAUAAGUUUUGGUUAUAUUUUACUAAUUAGAGAAAUAUCAUUACAUAGAAGCCUGGCAACAUAAUGUACUGAGGCAAAGUUAUUUUAGUGGCUGGAAUGUCUACAGUGUUCUUCAACAUCAUUACUAACCUGCUCUCAAUUAUUAUGUCUAUCCAUUAUACUCAUCUAUUAUCAUAAUACUGUCUAUGUUUUUAGCCUCUAGUUCAUUCUCAUCAUAACUCUUAAAAAUAUAAGAAAGGAGGAACACUGCAGUAGACCUGUUGGCCCAUACUUAGCAGGUCCUUUACAAUACCAACCCACUAACAAAACAUUUGCCCAACCCACUUACAGUGCUACCCUAAAAAUUAGCUCUGACAAAUCUAUUUACUCAUGUGCAAGUUCCACUCAAAUCCAACCCCCUCUCAUUCAUGUAUUUGUCCAACCUAAAUUUGAAACUACCCACCUGGCAGUAAAACUCAGCUACCUAACAUAAACACUGCAUAACCAUAACUAUUCUAAUAUCCAAGUUUUAGAGGAAGUCCUUUUAAGCCUGGAGAAAGUCUAUGACAACAUGGACAUCUGAUGUUCUUUGCUGUCUCCAGAUUUUGGGACUUCAGGGUUGUCAGUUCUGGUUUCUUCAAUAAUUUCUGUUUAACAGAUCUGGCUGUUUGGGGGGGGGGAGUUACACAGUGUAUAUUUUGGACUCUGUUUUAAUUAGAAUUUUUUUAAAUUGUAAAAUUAGUCACUUUAUCUUCUGAUAGUUGAAUGGUUAGUAUCCUGUGCUCAGUUAUUAGAACAGAGGGUAAACUAUUGGGUAGGAACUGGGUCAACUUAAGCAUUGGAGUUGGCUAAAAUAGGAUAUAAAGUGGGAAAACAAAGUGGGCAAAAUUGCUGAUGCAUAAAGUGUUCUGGAAUUUUUUUUAAGUUUUUCAUGAACUGCUGCAUUAGUGGUGUCAUUACUUUUAGGAUACAAUUUUUUACCAUUUGAAAUAUUGUGACACUGUCAGCACUUAUAAGUUUCUAGGUUAUUACAGUGAAAGGGUUAACUGCCUAAUGACUCUCCAGACAAAAAAUAAGAUGCAAAACAUGAGAAUUCCUUCAAGGGAACAAACAUAUCAGUGUUCUGAAUGUCUAAAAACUUUUCACGUAAAUCACAUUUAAUAGAACACAUGAGAGUUCAUACACAAGAAAAACCAUAUCAGUGUUCUGAAUGUCUAAAAAAAUUUUCAUGUAAAUCACAUGUAAUACGACACAUUAGAGUUCAUACACAAGAAAAACCAUAUCAGUGUUCUGAAUGUCUGAAAGAUUUUUCAUGUAAAUCACAUCUAACACGACACAUGAGAGUUCAUAAACGAGAAAAACCAUAUCAGUGUUCUGAAUGUCUAAAAGAUUUUUCAGGGAGAUCAAACCUAAUGCGACACAUGAGAGUUCAUACACAAGAAAAACCAUAUCGGUGUUCUGAAUGUCUGAAAGAUUUUUCCUGUAAAUCAUAUCUAAUACUACACAUGAGAGUUCAUAAACAAGAAAAACCAUAUCAGUGUUCUGAAUGUCUGAAAAAAUUUUCUUGUAAAUCAUAUCUAAUACAACACAUGAAGGUUCAUACAGAAGAAAAACCAUAUCAGUGUUCAGAAUGUCUAAAAGUUUUUUCACUUAAAUUAACUCUAAUACAACACAUAAGGGUUCAUACACAAGAAAAACCAUAUCAGUGUACAGAGUGUCAAAAAAAAUUUUCACGUAAAUCACAUCUAAUAGAACACAUGAGAGUUCAUACACAAGAAAAACCAUAUCAGUGUUCUGAAUGUCUAAAAAAAUUUUCACGUAAAUCACAUCUAAUAGAACAUGUGAGAGUACACACUCAAGAAAAACCUUAUCAGUGUUCUGAAUGUCUAAAAAAAUUUUCACUUAAAUCAACUCUGAUACAACACAUGAGAAUCCAUACUCAAGAAAAACCAUAUCAGUGUUCUGAAUGUCUAAAUAAAUUUUCACAUAAAUCAACUCUGAUACAACACAUGAGAGUUCAUACACAAGAAAAACCACAUCAGUGUUCUGAAUGCUUAAAAAUAUUUUCGCGUAAAUCAAAUCUAACGCGACACUUGAGAGUUCACUCAUAGAGAAUUGCUUUCGAGGAGGAUUGCCUGAUGCUGGUAAUGGGCUCUUAAUCCUAAGAAUUAGAGUUAUCUAUCACCUUCCUUGGAUUACAUAUGAUUACCCUUCAACUAUUACAUUUUCAAGUGCUGUAUGACCCACACUGGUUUAACCCGUAAACGGUCCAAGCAGAUCUACGUUCACAUGUGUAGUGCUACAAAAGUAGAUCUAAGUUUUUUUUUUUCAUAUUUUCAAAUAUAACAAAAGCAAAAAGUAGAUCAAAGUUUUUUACACAUUUUCAAAUGUAGAAAAACAAAAAGAAGAUCUACUUUUUUACUUACUUUCAAAUGUUGAAAAAACGUAUAUAUACGUUUGGACCGUGUACGGGUUAAUAUAAUAAUGUCGCGCCGAAUAGGCAGAACUUGCGAUCUUGGCUUAAAUAGCAACGCUCAUCUUGCCAUAUAGGUCAAGUGAAAAUUUGUGUAUGCAAUAAUUUUGCCAAAAUCAUUCUGAACCUAACGAAAAAUAUAUAUUUGAUUGUUUGUUUAGUACUAAAUUAUUGUAAACGUAUUUAAAAUAUAUUUAGUUGGGUUAGGCUAAAAUAAAUUGCUCUUGUUAUAAUAAGGUUAGGAAAGUUUUCUAAGAUUCUUUUGGUGCAAAAUUAAAAAUUUUUACAUUAACAUUAAUGAAAAAAUAUAGCUUUAAACGUAUAAGAGAAAAUUUAAGAAAGGACUUAAUUUUAAAUGAAUUGUUGCUAAUUGACCAGUUUUACAUAUUCGGCACGACAAUAAUAUAUACAGCCUCUCCUCACUUAGCCACCUUCUUGUUUACCGAUGACUUGGACAUACACCGAGCUCUCUGACCAGUAUGCAUACCUAAAUAAUGUAUAUUAGAACUGAUUUCCACCAUUCUAUUUAUUACAAUAUACAGUAUGCUACUGGAUAAACAUUUAAAAAUAUACUAAAAAUGUUAUAAAUGGUGCAAAGGUGACAUUAAAACAAUAUCAAAGAUGGUUGACACAAAUCCACUACCAUUAUAGUAUGCUCCUUGCUUAGCGAUGAAUUCAUUUACCGACGUGGUCUUAGGAACGCAACUCUGUUGUUAAGUGAGGAGAGGCUGUAAUGUCUUUGUUUCUACAGGUACAUGUAUAAGGUAUACAGGCCUAGCUGACAUCAGUGACAUACUACUAUAUAGAUAGCUGCUUGUUAUGCUGAACAUUUCAGGCAAAUUAGGUAAAUUUUGACCCACAAUAGUCAACUAACAUCCAGGUACCCAUUUUACUGAUGGGUGAACAUGGACAACCAGUGUAAGGAAACACGCCCAAUGUUCCCAUCCUUUCCCGGAAUCGAUCCUGGAACCUCACUUUGUGAAAUGAGAGAUUUUGCCGCCAGGCCACGUGCCACUGUGUAGCACUUGCUCUUGAAUAUAAUUAUCAGUCUUGAGGGAAACUAUAAUAUUUUUGUGUUGUUACAUUAUUUUUUGUGUUUUUGAAUCAAAGCGAAAAGGUUAAGUGUUUCUCAAAAAAUGAAAUAAUAAUUCUGGCUCCUUGGUUGAAUGUUUGAUCAAACAGGCUGUUAUUGUUUUCACCUGGAAGUUAAUAUAUUCUCCACAGAUCAUUUUAUAAAGGUUUACAAGAACUUUAAGUUUUCUCUUGUAGACUGUGUUACUGACGAUUUAUUUUACAUUCUCAAGUCAUGUAUUGUAUGCCUAGUAAUCUGACUUCUUCCACUCAUACUCAGUGAUGUUGUUAGUGUCUUUAUGUUUAACUGAUGAUUUACAUUAUGUAUUUUAUGCAUAUAUUGUUAUUGUCAAUGUUUUACCUUUCUUGUAUGUACUUAUUUUAAUGUAAAAUUGUAAUGUCUUAAAAAAAUCGUUGUGUAAAUUAUA